Molecule: messenger RNA, 2003 nt
Organism: Cottoperca gobio
Lineage: Eukaryota; Metazoa; Chordata; Actinopteri; Perciformes; Bovichtidae
Gene: ckap4
Product: cytoskeleton associated protein 4
Exons: 2
Coding region: 106-1638 (510 amino acids)
Source: RefSeq, a predicted model, not a curated record
CCAGUUAGUGGGCCUGGACUGGAAACCUUCUCCAUCCACGACUGCAAAAACCAGCAGCAGCUCUCACAUCACACACACAAUUGUCUAAACCAGCUCCCAUUGAAGAUGGCUGUGAAAAACCGACUCAAGAACAGCGAGAAGAGCGAGAAGAGCGCCGCAUCCAGCCAAGAUGAUGCGUCGAAGAAAAGCCAAAAGAGCAGCAGUAACGGGGUGAGUGGCCCCGGACCUCAGGGGUCACAAUCGGGAAGCUGCCUCGGGCUUGUUGCAACAAUAGUGUUUUAUAUCGCGUUAUUAGGCGCUGCAGGGUUUGCUGCUUUUUAUUUACAGCAAGUUGUGGAGGAAAUCCGGCAGACAAGCACCAGACAUGAGGAGAGCGCACGGCAGAACGCAGAGCUGAGCGGAAAAAUGGACAGUGUCGUUCAACAGGUGGAGUCUCUGAGCAGUGUCGUGGACGGGCUGGAGUCAUCACUGGGCAUCACCCGGGUGGAGCUGGAGGGGGCCAUCGGCCGGAUGAAGAGGGGCGAGGUGGAGACGAGGAAGGUGGAGGACACCCUUCAGAGGCUCCAGAACGAUCUGCUCAGGGAACUUUCAGAGGGCAUCAACGAGGUGAAGGAGGCCCGAGAGAGGGACUUCUCUUCUCUGGAGAAGACUGUGGAGGAGCGUCUGGCUGAGGUGAGUCAGUCCAUCACGGCCAGCGUGGCGGAGUUCACUGAAGCUCAGGGCGAGACGCAGAGCCAGCUGUCUGAUCUCAAGACCCGCAUGGGUGACGUUGAAGACCCUGCGCUCAUCAAACAGGAGCUCUCUGCCAUUGUUGAUGCUGUAGCUGAAAUCAGAACAGCCAACCAGGCAGCUGACACCUCAGCCGAUUCAUUCAGGGAGCAGGUAGGAGCUGUGAGGUCAGAGCUCCAGACUCGUAACCAGGAAGUCGCCUCACUGUCUGAGGAAGUUCAAACAGUGAGGUCAGUGGUGCAAGAGGCUGUUGGGAAUCUGAGGCAGUCCCUGUCUGCAGCAGAGGCGGAUGUCGAGGCUCUGAAGGACAAAAGCUUGACACUGGAGAGCGGCUUGGAGCAGGCCACUAAUGCUGCUCAUUACGUGGAGAAGCAGCUGAACGCAGCAGCCGCACAGGUCCAGAAAAGAUCAGACGACCUGGAAGCCAGAGUUAAAACAUCGGAGGAGAGCGGAGAUUCACUCUUAGCAUCAGUAUCAGAUACCGGCUCCAAACUGGAAUCACUGCUCGCCAAAUACGACAUCCAUGAGAGCGCUCUAGCUGCCCAGGGGCAGGCUGUGGAGAAAGUCAGAAGUGGCGUGAAGCAGGAGAUGGAGGCACUGAAAAGCGGUUUGGGGGAGCUCCAGUCCAACAUGGCCGCUAUUGGUGGAGCGCAGACCAAGCUAUCUUCAAAGGACUCCAGCCUGGGCCAGCAGGUGGUGGACUUGGGGAAGAGGCUCACGACUCUGGAGGGCAGCAGCAGCAGCAUGAAGCCAGAGCAGCUGCAGAGCUUAAGAAGCAUGGUAACCGGCUUGGAGGGCAAAGCAGCCAAGCUAGAAGGCCACGAUCAGGCCAUUGCUGCUCUUCAGAAAGCUGUGCAGGAGACCACAAAGACACUGGCGGGCUUAUCCAAAGGCAAGAAGGGAAAGUAGGGAGUUUGAGUUGUGACAUCAGGAUAUCAAAAAAACAUGGACAAUAAUGAUCCCCAAAGGGUGACCAUAACACACUUUUCUUGUUCUCGUGAAGAAUUGUUUCUCAAACUUGGUCACGAUGUUGCACAUUUUAGUAGAAAAGUACCGAAUGUGAGGAGUUUGGUCAGGAGAGAGUUGUACUGCUGAUCUGUGAAUUCAAAUCCACAAUUAUUCUGCACUGUUUUUUAUGUUUUGUUCAAUUUUCUGUGCAAAGGCUGUUUUUUUGUUUUGUUUUUUCAAACCAACCAAAUGUAAUAAUAUGCUCUUUUUGAGCACUUCUUUGUUUACUCACUAUUACAAGAAUAAAAUCUCUUUAAAGCUGUGAA